This is a messenger RNA of Sipha flava (yellow sugarcane aphid), 1364 nucleotides long. It is a transcript of the gene RpL6, whose product is annotated as 60S ribosomal protein L6. Bases 415 to 1305 code for a protein of 296 amino acids. The record is from RefSeq and is a predicted model, not a curated record. The transcript is spliced from 5 exons. Gene Ontology annotation, cellular component: ribosome; cytosolic large ribosomal subunit. Lineage: Eukaryota; Metazoa; Arthropoda; Insecta; Hemiptera; Aphididae. Gene Ontology annotation, biological process: cytoplasmic translation; ribosomal large subunit assembly. Gene Ontology annotation, molecular function: structural constituent of ribosome; RNA binding.
GUCCGUCGCCGUUUGAAAGCCGGUGACGCGUUUGCGGAAAUUUCGGUUUCCCGGUCCACUUAUCGACGGUUGCGCGAAAUCGUUGUUCCUCAGGCGCAAGACCCGAUGGAACGGUCGUUUUUGCCUUCGAACGUUUCGCGUAUUUCAAUAUUGUUCAUUGUAUUGUUUUUCCGUCUCGUGUCUUUCGAAUAAACACUCGACCGAUUUUUCGUCUUUCGAUCCUGUAUGUUCCGUCUUGCGUCUUAACUCUUUUCCGACGGAUAAAGCAAUCUCGUUGAUCCGUUUUGUACUACAGUAGUCACUCGAUAAUUCGAAAUUCAGGAGACUGAGCUAAUGAUUCGAAUUAUAUAGAGGUUUUCGAUUUAUCGAGUGUUCGAAUAAUCGAGGGAAGAAAUUAAUUUGAAUUAAAGAGAGAUGGUUAGUUCUAAAGUUGCUGCUGCGAAGCCAGAUUCUUCAAAAAAGUUGAGGCCAAGCAAAGUGAAAAGCUUGGCCAAAUAUGAAGCCAAAAAGAAGGCUAGAGCAGCUGGUACACUGAAGAAAAAACCCAAGCAAAAUUUGUUAAGUGGUACAGCUACAUGGAAAGUGGUGUACAAGAGUGGAACUUGGCGUUUCGUUCAUAGGCCUACUGAAAAUAAAUUAAAAGCUAAAGCUAAAGCUGAAGGAAAGCCAACUAAUGAAACUCGAAAAUUCAAGAAAUCCAUAGUUGUAAAACCAAUUAAAGGUGAAAAGAAUGGUGAGACUCGUGAAGUUCACACUGUUAAACGCAAGGCAUAUUAUCCAACAUUAAAAACACCGAAGAAGCAUAGAGCUCGUGGUUUAUUCAAGAACCAUAAGCGCAACAUUCGCCCUACUCUAACUCCUGGAACAAUUGUAAUUUUGUUGACUGGUGUUCAUAAAGGUAAACGAGCUGUUUUGUUGAAAACCCUUGAUACUGGUUUGCUCUUGAUAACUGGACCAUUUAUUCUGAAUGCAAUCCCAAUGAGACGUGUACAUCAAGGCCAUGUGAUUGCCACCAAGACGAAGUUAGAUAUCUCCAGUGUGAAAAUACCUGAGGAGAUUGAUGACAAGUAUUUCAAACGUACACUCUUAAAAAAGAAGCCUAAGAAAAAUGAAAGCAAAAGCUUGUUUGUUCAAAAACCCAAGACCUACCGACCAACUGAAAAGAGGAAGUCUGAUCAAAAGUUAGUAGAUGCUCAGGUUUUGGAUGUUAUCAAGAAACAUAAAGAUAAGAAAAGCUUUUUCUUGUACCUUUCAUCUAUGUUUGGUUUAAGAAAUAAUCAAUAUCCACACAGGAUGCAAUUUUAAAUUGGCUGUAUAUACUGGUUGUUUCUUUCUUUAUGGAAUACAUGAAUAUACUGCAUGUA